Molecule: messenger RNA, 2091 nt
Organism: Leptonychotes weddellii (Weddell seal)
Lineage: Eukaryota; Metazoa; Chordata; Mammalia; Carnivora; Phocidae
Gene: C14H9orf43
Product: chromosome 14 C9orf43 homolog
Source: RefSeq, a predicted model, not a curated record
GCCCACACUGUGUCCCACAGUGCCCCGCGCGCCAUAGCCUCCCUCUUCACCCAGCCCCGCCUCCGCCUCGAGUCGCCCAAGCAUCCGAACUUUCCACGUCGCUACGGUUUUGGCCCUUCCGGGCUUCCGUCCGACCCCACCGGGAUCCAGCGCCCCUUCCCAGGGAUUUCCUGUCCCCUCUUUAUAUGAGGAAACAAGCUGAGAGACGUGAAAUCGCUUGCCUACGACCGUACAGCCAGUAAAUGAAAAGCCAGAGGCCUCUGAUGUAACUAGGGCUAGAAAACUGCAAGAUUGGCUUUUGUCCUAAACCAUUUGUAGCUAUGGACUUACCAGAUGAGAGCCAGUGGGAUGAAACCACCUGUAAGUUGGCCAUUUGUCAGCAUCCACAAUGCUGGGCCACGAUCCGCCGUAUUGAGAGGGGCCACCCUCGAAUCCUGGGCUCCCCCUGUAAAACAACUCCAAAUGAUGAAGACAAACUCCCCGUGCUCACCAUUGUAAACAUAGCAGAUUCCUGCAUCCAAGCCAAGAGACAUGCUCAUCAUCAUUUAUCAGGAUUUACCUUCACCAAACCUCCCUCUUUACUGUGUCCAGGUUCAAAGCUUGACUCCAAAUUCCAAGGCAGGCCUCGGGAAGAUUUACCUGACAAAGAUUUAAUCGACCAUCCUGAUAGAUCUCCUAAAGUAAAUCACAGAUUAAAAAAGCUUUCAGUGCUGAAUUUGAAUGAGACCCACCUUCCCAGCCCUCAAGAUGUUAGAAAUAUGGUUGUAAUCUGGAUCCCAGAACAACCAGAGAGGCAUGUGAGUCCAGCUGAGAAGAAGCAUAUUCUUCCCAGCCAGGACUGGAUGAAGAGAAGAAUGAAAUCUACAGGGAAAGACAAUUUUCGCUGUGGAAAGCAGAAAACAGAAACACAGCUGGGACCUCCAGGGAUGAUUGUGCCUCCCCCCUCACCAAUACACUUUUUUGAGCAACUAAACGCAGAGUCCAUACCUUUCUGGAACCAAUUUGACGUGUUACCUCAGGAUCUACUGAAGGACCUCUUACCUGAUGAAGGGAAAACUAUGCCUUCCCUGGAGAUGAAGACACAAUUGGCCAUGAUGAAGAAGAAAGCUCCCCUGGAAAAGAGCCGACCCGACAGUGCCAUUUCUGCUAAGAUGUUCUUAUCCAUACACCAUCUCACCCUGCAGAGACCAGCAUUGAGAUAUCCUAGACAUCUGAAGAAAUUAUAUUACACCCCCAACAUAGAAGGGCCCAGCAAGCAGCCCCCGGGGAAGGUGGGCAACGCCAGGGAGAAGAGGAUUGAGCCUGUGCUCUGGUCACCAGGUCACAAGAAGCAGCAGCAGAGGAAGGUGAAAACCCCACCGAAGAGACAGGAGGCUAAAAAGAAAUCCAAGAGUGAUCCAGGGAGCCAGGACAUUUUGCAUAAAUGUUCAGGUGCCGUGGUGUGUGGCCCACGCUAUGGUCACAGAACUCUACUAAGUCGGAAAACUGACAAAAAGCAUCCACAGCGGACGAAGUCAGAAGGACCCAACUUGGAAAAGGGUUCCACAAGGAGGCCACAGAUGGAAUACUCUGAGAAUUAUCUGGAGUCCUUCCCUGAUAAGGAUGAUCCUGAGUUAUCCAAGAUAGAACCCUCUAACAAGGACAUCAGCGCUCAGGAAGAGGUUGUGCCGGAAUCCCGAGAGAGGAGCUCAGAGGACCUCUUAGACGAUACAUCUAGAAGAGGGUGGAACCCUGAGCUCAAACUCCUGAGGAUACUUCAGGCCACUGAUGAUGAGGAUGAGGAGAACCAGCUCUGUGGGUCACAGAGUGAAGAGUCGUAUGGGAUUUCACAGGACAGUCUUACUUCAGAGCAGGAUGCUUGGAAUGCCAAGGACAGUGACCUUGGACAUAAGGACAGAACGGAGAGGGGACUUCUGCUCCCGGGAGCCUUUACCAGGGCCUGACUGUAGGAAUUCUGCUUUCUUCAUUCACUUCUCCUUACCUCUAAAAUCAGUGAGGGAGAAAAAGCCUCCCCCUUCUUAAACUGAGAUUGUUUCUCUUUCAUUAGGGACAGAAUAAUUUUAGUGAUUAAACACAACUGCUUAAGGAAAA